CUGAGGACCAACGUGUUUGUGAGGUUCCAAGGUGAGCCUGUGCCUGCAUCUUCCUCACUGCCAGAGCCCUGCAGAUGCCCCUGCCCUCUAGACCUCACUGGUAUCUGCUGUUCGGAGCCACUGACGAGGAGAUCAAGGAGAUCUGCCUAACAACUAUCAAACUCUACACCAGGAAGAAGCCUAACUACGAUCAUCUGGAGAAGGAGGUGAAGAGGAGGAAGAUGUUCCUGCAGGAGGCCAAGCUGAAGGUCAAGGGGCUGAAUCCUGACGGGACCCCCGUGCUGUCUGCCCUGGGGGGCUUCUCCCCCGGCUCCAAACCUUAUUGGACUGCAGCUUGGUCCACUACCAGAGGAUGACGCGUGCGUGUGUGUUCUCCCAGGUUCUCCUAAUGCUGUGAAGUCAAGAAGGAUCCUGACAACCCUGCGCUCCAAGAGCCCACACAAUGGGAUGAGGAAGGAGGCCAGGAUUGGCAGGAACAGCAGGAGUGGGAGUGGCUCCCGGUCCAGAAGACUGCAGACAGUAAGACACCUUUCCUGCAUCUUUAACCUGGGGUUAUUGGGAGUUGAUGUCUAGAUGAGUUUGGUGUAGGCCCUCUCGUGCCACAACGAGAGGGCUCUCGUGCACGAGAGUGGCGGAGGCCACCACCACCACUGUGGCGGGGGCGAGCGGAGGGAGAGGUCCCGGUCAUACGAGCGGGAGAGAGAGAGGGAGCGCGCUCACAAGAUCAAGCACCACGGCAGCAGCGGCCACUCAGGGCACGGACGGCACCGCCGCUGAGACGGGCCGGGAGAGGAGGCCGGACCCUGACGAUGACUCCUCCUGGGGCUCCUCUGACUCAGACCAGGGGGACGACGCGGCCCAGAGGAGCUCAGCUCUGCGGCCUCCUGGAGGGCUCCCGUCCUGGCCUGCAGCGGCCUCCUUCAUUCAGCUUUGAUUUCUUUCUCUUCGUCCUCUGCAAACACUCCAGCACAACCCUUUUUUAGUUUCAAUGUAAAG
Osmerus eperlanus (European smelt) is the source of this 996-nucleotide messenger RNA. Its product is annotated as cyclin-L1-like. Lineage: Eukaryota; Metazoa; Chordata; Actinopteri; Osmeriformes; Osmeridae. Bases 75 to 356 code for a protein of 93 amino acids. The record is from RefSeq and is a predicted model, not a curated record. The transcript is spliced from 5 exons.